Molecule: messenger RNA, 489 nt
Organism: Neolamprologus brichardi
Lineage: Eukaryota; Metazoa; Chordata; Actinopteri; Cichliformes; Cichlidae
Source: RefSeq, a predicted model, not a curated record
AUGCAGUGCCAACUCCAAGGUGUGCAGGAAAAAUACGGAGCGCUGCUGACAAAGCUUGAUGAAACACUACACAAAUAUCAAGAGCUGCUUCAAGACCAAGAACAACAGGAAAUAAAGCAGAAAGAAAACAAAGAAAUUCUCCAGGACUUUGAGACGAAAAACCAAAACCUGCAAAAACUUUAUAACAAACUGAACUACAAAACAACUGAACUAGAAGAGGAAAAGGAAAAACUGCAAAACCAAUGCUCAGAGAUGCAGAGUAAGCUCAAUGACAUGCUGAGAAAAAACACAGAACUCGAGGAACUUUCAGACAACUUGAAGUGCAAAAACACUGAGAUGCAGGUGCUAAAGCAACAACUAGAGAAAACAAACGAAGACCUGCAGUGUACACUUCAGGAAAUCGAGAGGAGAAGUCAGCAGUCAGAAGACACGCACAACAAAUUACAACAGAAUUAUACAGAGCUGGACGAGGCAAAGCUAAUGCAGGAG